GCGGCAGGAGCGGUGGCGGCGGCGGCGGGUGACUGUCCAGAGGGAUCCAAAACACUUGUGUGAGGCUGGCACAUGACCUACAGUUGAUCCACCCUCUUCUGGAGCAGCAGCUGAAGAGUUGAUUUUUUUUUUUACUACAAAUCAGUGAAGAUGACACCAAAACAUGAAAAACAGGAAUUUGUAACUGUCUUGGUGCGAGACCCCAGGAUACAGAAAGAAGACUCAUGGCAUUCUUACAUAGACUAUGAGAUAUUUAUUCACACAAACAGUAUAUGCUUUACAAGGAAAACAUCCUGUGUUAGACGACGCUAUAGAGAAUUUGUUUGGCUCCGGCAGAGGCUUCAGAGCAAUGCAGUGCUUAUACAGCUACCAGAACUGCCGUCCAGAACUCCCUUUUUCAACAUGAACAAUCCUAAUCAUGUGGAUCAUCGCCGUCAGGGUCUACAAGAAUUCCUGGAAAAGAUCCUACAAGAUGCAUUACUGCUCUCAGAUAGUAGGCUGCACCUCUUCCUACAGACUCAGCUAAGCCCAGAGGACAUGGAGGCCUGUGUGUCUGGACAGACCAAAUUCUCUGUUGCUGAUGCCAUUCUCAGUUUCGCCUCUCUGAACAGACGUUUUCCUAUAGAAGAUGAAGAGGAAAAAAAAGGAAAAAACGAUGCAGACUCUGAUUCAGAGAGUUCAUCCUCCGGGCUCGGACCUAGUGAUGACAGCAUUUCAUGUGGAUGUAAAGCAAGCCCAGCUUCUGAAGAAUCAUGAAAAAUCAUUCCUGUAUUGCUACCUUAAGGACAGCACAGAGCAGUUUCUGCUUUGUUUACUGGUCAUGUGUAUACCACACAAGCAGGGCUGUCUGGUAACAUGAAUCUAGAAGACCCGUUGUUAAUGCAACCAUAUGUCCUUACAAAAUACUCAAAACAGACCUAUCUUUUUGGUGAUUUUUUUAAAAAUGUAUCUUGGUGAAGGUCUACAUGCUACCUACUUAUGUUUUUGUGACUUUUAAAAUCUCGGUAUUGGGUAAGUCAUGCUCUUUUGACAUAUGUGGCAGUUAAAAUAAUUUCUUCAGUGAGUGCAUGUCUCAGAUUUAAAAAAUAAAGAUAACUUAAUUCCUCAUCUUAAAAGUUGGUAUAUCAUAUCAAACAUAUUCAAAGCAUCUUUUAGACAUUUGCAUCAGAGAAGUUUCAUCUUUAGAAGCCAUUUGACAUUGGUGAUGAAAUUACACACCCCACCAAGGUACUCACUUUUUAAAGUAGCUCAGCAACAUCAGCAAAACAACAUUGGUACAAACUAUAUGCUGCUGACAAUUUGAGAUAUAAAUACAUCUUCCUCUGGUCCUUCUGUAAUGUUUAUGGAAAGACUGGUUUUAUCAUGCGUAAGUACUGAAGGCAAAAAUUCUUGAGCAUGGUUGCUUAGAAGUUUAAAAAUAUAAAUAAAAAUUACAUCAUUUCUAGGCUUGCUGGAGAUUCUCAGCUCCCAAGGAAUUAUGGAUACUCAUUCCCAGUGAAAAUCCUGGAUGAGAUCCAUUGAAACCAAUGGCUGGAUUUUGCACUGACCUCGCAAGGGCCAGGAUUUCACCCAACACGUUUAACUUUAGGCAUCAUAUUUGAAGGUGCUGGUAGAGGUGUUUUGGUUCAGCAGCUGAAGUGGGGAGUAUCUCCCUCUGUGAGAUGAUGGUAAUCACACAGCUGUAACACCCUGCAUGGAUGUGGCCCUCCCCACUCCCCAUGAGUUACAGGAGCUGCUGAUUCCAUUGUGGCUGUAGUUACCACGUUGGAAUAUUGACUUUAUUCACAAACAAAAGGCAGGCUUCAACACAACUUCUUAACCACCAACACUUAUUUUGAUUAAACGUCAGUUUUGCUCUUUAUUGUUCACAGCAGCUGCGUAGUGUCUUGUCCCAGAUCCUGUCAAAGGAGUAUGUUUCACUGUGGUGGUGUAUUUAUAUUUGACAUUUAACUGCUAUUAAAAAGAGCUAGGGGGUCUGAUCACCCUAGCAAAGCUCCCAUUAACUUCAGUGCAGUAGUUACCGGCCUAGAAAUGGAUGUAAAUACAUGCCCCCUUUUUUUUUUUUCUUUUUCUUUCCUUUUUAAAGAAAACUGUGGUUACUUUCAAAGAAGGAGCAUUUUAAACCUGUGAAUUACAGAAACAACAGAUUAUUAAAUAGACAGCUAGUAAGGGGUAGCAUAAACAUGUGUGGGCAUGUUUUUUUUCUUUAAAGCAUCCAGCUGGGAAUCUCUGUAAUUUUAGAAACAGGUUUUAGUAGCCUGGGAAUAACAUCUCUUAGGUAACUACUUUAAGCCACUGUAUUUUGUUGAUGGUAGCACUUUGUAAGAUAAAUAUCUGUGUAUCUUUUUGCUCGGUCUUACUGAAUUGCACAAAUGUAUCUAUUCACCGUCUCAGCUUCUAUGUGAGUUAGCAGCAACGCUAUUUUUAAUGUGAGCGUGAUAAUGUUUAACUAAAGCAACAAGUUAUCAUUAAAAGCAGCUUAAAAAUAGCUGUUACUGCCAGUCAGAGAUUUUCAUUACUUGAUUUCUUUUUCCAUAUUAUUUUUAAGAUAGCACAUUACAAAGAAAUUGUUUAGCAAAUUUAUUUAAAAGGUGGGAAGGAUUUAAAAAGGAAAACUGGAAUAAUGUUGAGAAGAAUAUUACCAUUUUUAUUUAAGACAAUGUAGGUUUUUCUUUUGUUUUAACAGAUUGAGCUAAACUCUUGAAGCACUUUACAGUUCUGGCUUACUAACACAACCUCAGUACCUGACCAAAAUUACAGAAACACAAGGUUUGGAGAGCCUUUGUGGCUAAUUGUAUUUUUUAAUUCUAGGAGCUUAUCAGUACACCAGCAAGUGUUUUCCAAAUGAAGAUGUUUAUGAAAUAAAUGUUUUUUUCUAAUAGCUCUAUUGUUAUUCUCUUAUUUUCUUUGUCAUUCUGUUAAAAAAUAUAAGAUAUUAUAACUUUCUUCUCAACUUUGAGAGAAAUUUGUUCAAAUAUUUAUUUUCUGAAUGUUGUUUGUGUAGCUAGUGUUACUAGAAUUUUUUUUUUGUAAUGGGGGAGGGAAAGUACUCCAUGCUCUCUAGUAUGUUUCCUUCAUGUAUCAGCUGUAUAUAAUCACAUAUAAAGGCUUUAAGUAUUUUGUUUCAUUGAAACAUUAAAUGUAGCUUUUACAAAUGUAAAUGUUAAACAAAAAAUAAUUUUAAUGUCUUUUUUAAAUUUAAUGAUUUGGUAAUUUUUCAGUACUAUGACACACAGUUUGAUCAGUUGUCACUGGUGCUUUAAUUCUCAUUUUUUAGUUUUGAACAACGCUGACAUUUCCUGCUAGCUUUUUUUUAAAAACAGGAUAAUACCUAAUUUAUAAAUUAGAAGUAGUAAUCAGAUUACAUUAUAUCUAAUUGCAAUAAUUCUGCAUUCAAAAGCUUUUUUUCCUCUUUUGCUUAUAGCUUUACGUCCUCAUUUUUAUGAUGAUUUCUUAAAAGCUUUUAAGUAAUGAAAUAAAACAAGUUACUACUUUCUAGCUCAUGUUUAAACCUGACAGUGAGGUUUCCUUUAUUUCAAUAUCAAUAUCCUAAUCACUUUAUGACUUACCACAUGUAAUUUAUUCUUCAGUUAUUUUUGUAAUAUGUGUAUAUAUACAUAUAUAUAUAUGUAUACAUAUAUAUAGUAUAUAUAUGUGUAGAUAUAUAUACACAGUGUACACAUAUACACACUCUGCUGUGUUUGGGUUUCCACUUUACAUUUUCUACAAAAAGAAUAGCAAAGAAACUUCACAAAGAUGGUGUAUUGGAGUAAAAAUUGUUGUUUACAUUGAAAUGUAUUUCUGUAAGCACGGAGGGAAAUUUACACUCUAAUCGCACACUGUAGAACAGUGCAAACUUCGGUGUCCAUGUAUUUUUUUCACAGGUGACAUACUGAAUUUGUUUUCCAGAUUAAUAUUUAAAUUUUACAUAAUUACUGUGAAUUAUUAAACAAAAAAUGUUUGUGGCUUGCUCUGUUAUACAUGGUAUGGAAAAGAAGAAUAAACCUUGUAUGGUCCUG
Zonotrichia leucophrys gambelii is the source of this 4019-nucleotide messenger RNA. RefSeq names its product sorting nexin 10 (gene SNX10). Gene Ontology annotation, cellular component: endosome. Gene Ontology annotation, biological process: cilium assembly; intracellular protein transport; vesicle organization. The coding region runs from base 151 to 756 and encodes 201 amino acids. Gene Ontology annotation, molecular function: phosphatidylinositol phosphate binding. The transcript has 8 exons. The record is from RefSeq and is a predicted model, not a curated record. Lineage: Eukaryota; Metazoa; Chordata; Aves; Passeriformes; Passerellidae.